UUCGUCUUUUCCUUACAUAAUUAUUUGAGCAUUUCAUACCAGUAUAGACGUAAUGAUUCAACUAUUUAUAUCGACAACGUACAACGUUAUAAAUAUACAUUCUAAAUAUACGUCAGCCAGUGUUUUGCGUUCAUUCUGACAGCAUCUGAAUUCAUUCCGUUUCAGAAACGAAGACGCUAACAUUUGUCGAAUUCACGCCGAAAACAUGCAUUCCGUCCGCGGGCCCAUAAAAUAAUGAAAGUGUCGCGUAAUACAGCGCAAAUAGAUGUGAAUUCUAGCCUUGCCUGCCUUACCAAAAUUGGGCACCCGUGCGUGGUCGGCAUAAACUACAUUAUUAAAUAUUUCAAACAGUCGGAUCAGUUGCAUUAGUGUUAUUGAGCCGUGCUUCCGUUAUGUCACACGAAGCGCAGUUGAAAAGAAGCUACAAAGCGGAUUUUUCCGGAGCAACGCCGUUAGUUACUCGAGAACGGAGUUUCGUCAGGCCCAGCAAGGAUCCGCAGAAACGCAGGAGCCAGACCAUGCUAGCGAUUAGAGGAAAACCGACGAUGGAAAUCUACAGGCCACCCAACGUGAGGACUGACAUUCCUGCGAGCGGUAAACUGAACGUCCACGCAAAAGAAUUCACCAUGAAUCACGAGUUGCACCCAUCGAAAUCAAGCGGAAAUCUAAAUUUAGCCAUGGCUUACGAGGCGAUGCCUCUGCAACACUCAAAGUCGAGCGGCAACAUUCUCAGACAACUUAAUCAUCCAGGACUGUUCCCCAUAAUGCCCGGAGUGCCUCUACCGCUUCUACACUCUGCAUCGUCUUCGCAUAUCCUGAACCACAUGCCUAGGCCAAACUACCAGUUCCCACCGGAAAUGCUGGCGCACCCCGUCUUCUCCGGAGUGAACCAGCCGAUCUAUCACCCGAACUGGGCUAACCUCCAAACUAAACAGCCCGUUUCGAAACCAGCCUCGCUGAAACGAUCCAAAAGUUUGGGCGCAGCGGACUCCAAACACUUAGUCACGAAGCUGAAAGGAAUUUCCAAAGAGGAUAUCGACCUGAGUAUAUUUUCAGGGGAGGACCAAGUCAACAUCAAGACAGCCCUGGAAGACCCGAACCAACUCGCCUCCAGGACCCUAAUGGACCUGGUGAAAAUCAUCUUGGAGAAGGUAGUCGAAGGGAUCAAGUACAGCGAACCGAUCGCGAAGUUGUGCAUUUCCAUAAUCGAAAACGAGAAAAACCAAACGUUCUUGGAGUCGUUGUUGAACACGUGUCAGCAGUGGUACCAGGAGAGAGACAAAAUCCUGCGGGGGAUCAAAGCAGGCGACGGCACGCGCUUCACGGCGUUCAUGUGGUUCCUGACGGAAAUGUGCAGCCAGAUCAAGAGACACCAACUGAAGGAUCAGUUCGAAUCUCUGCAGCCCGAACUCGUCCUGCUGAACGUGCUGGCGAUGUGUUGCCAAGCGUGCGUCAGUUUGCCGAUCAAGUGCCUAUCGGAAACGGAGUGUUUGUUUUUUGUUUUGACGUCGAUCGGGAAAGACUUGGAAGCGGAACUUCCGCUGCAGCUCGAGCAGCUUUUGGCGAGUGUUCGAGACGGGUUUCUGGCCAGUGCGGGAUCUGCGAGUGUGAGACGUACUCUUUUGCAACUCAUCGAACUGCACGCUUCCAAUUGGCAGUUGCCUGGUUCGUCCGUUCUAUACUAUUAUCCCAGAAUUAAAUGAUGCUUUUCUUGUUUUGUUCAUGUGACCACUUGGACCAAAUUGUUUUUUAUACGUGUUAUUUGAAGUAAAACUAUGUCUACUGUUCAA
Molecule: messenger RNA, 1790 nt
Organism: Leptinotarsa decemlineata (Colorado potato beetle)
Lineage: Eukaryota; Metazoa; Arthropoda; Insecta; Coleoptera; Chrysomelidae
Biological process (GO): regulation of translational initiation
Cellular component (GO): cytosol
Molecular function (GO): protein binding; RNA binding; translation activator activity
Source: RefSeq, a predicted model, not a curated record